AUGAAAGUUAUAUUAAAAAAGAGAAAUGGAAAAUAUAUAGACUGUUUUGAUUUGAGUCCUUCAACAACUGUUGAUCAAUUUAAAGAAAUUUAUUACAAAAAAUAUCAUUAUUAUCCAGAAAGGCAAAAAUGGAAUUUAGAUUCAGCCGCUGGAAAAACAUUAAUAAGUGGAACAUUAAAUGAAAAUGGAAUAAAAGACAGUGAUAUAUUAAUAUUUAAAGAUUUAGGGGUACAAAUAUCGUGGCGACUUGUUUAUGUUAUAGAAUAUUUGGGACCAAUUAUUAUUUUCCCCUUUUUUUAUUUUUGUGAUAAAUAUGUGUAUUCACAUACAAAUAAGAAUAAGCAUAUUAUACAAAUAUUUUCCCUGUGGUUUUUAUUAUUUCAUUUUAUAAAAAGAGAGUUUGAAUCUUUAUUUAUUCAUCGGUUUAGUAAUGCUACAAUGCCAAUAAUUAGGGUUCCCAUAAAUUGUGGUCAUUAUUGGAUAUUAUGUGGUGUUAGCAUUGGAUACUAUUUAUUUCAUCCAUUAUAUAAGCCGUAUGAUAUUGAAUCCAAACCAUAUUGUGUGUACGGCCUUUUUUUUGUGUUAUUAAUUUUAGAAUUCCUGAAUUUAAAAUGCCACUUGAUAUUAAGAAAUUUAAGACCAAGAGGUACGAAAAAUAGAGGGAUACCUCAUGGUUAUGGCUUUAAUCAUAUAUCAUGUGCCAAUUAUUUUUAUGAAUCAUUAAUAUGGAUUAUAUUUUCAUUGAUUACAAAUACAUUGACAGGUUAUGUUUUUAGCUUUGUUGCUACCACACAAAUGACCAUAUGGGCUCUUAAGAAACACAAAAAUUAUAAAAGAGAAUUUCCUAACUACCCAAGGAAUAGGAAGGCAAUAUUUCCAUAUAUCUUAUGA
Plasmodium adleri (nom. inval.) is the source of this 891-nucleotide messenger RNA. RefSeq names its product 3-oxo-5-alpha-steroid 4-dehydrogenase, putative. NCBI's taxonomy places the organism in Eukaryota, Apicomplexa, Aconoidasida, Haemosporida, Plasmodiidae. The transcript is spliced from 10 exons. Gene Ontology annotation, molecular function: oxidoreductase activity, acting on the CH-CH group of donors; protein binding. The coding region runs from base 1 to 891 and encodes 296 amino acids. Gene Ontology annotation, biological process: very long-chain fatty acid biosynthetic process. The record is from RefSeq and is a predicted model, not a curated record.